Molecule: messenger RNA, 6031 nt
Organism: Nannospalax galili (Upper Galilee mountains blind mole rat)
Lineage: Eukaryota; Metazoa; Chordata; Mammalia; Rodentia; Spalacidae
Gene: Man2a1
Product: mannosidase alpha class 2A member 1
Exons: 22
Coding region: 1-3429 (1142 amino acids)
Biological process (GO): protein deglycosylation; N-glycan processing; mannose metabolic process
Cellular component (GO): Golgi membrane
Molecular function (GO): carbohydrate binding; alpha-mannosidase activity
Source: RefSeq, a predicted model, not a curated record
AUGAAGUUAAGCCGCCAGUUCACCGUGUUCGGCAGCGCGAUCUUCUGCGUGGUCAUCUUCUCGCUCUACCUGAUGUUGGACAGGGGUCACUUGGACUAUCCCCGGGGCCCGCGCCGCGAGGGCUCGUUCCCGCAGGGCCAGCUCUCAAUAUUGCAAGAAAAAAUAGACCAUUUGGAACGUCUGCUAGCUGAAAAUAAUGAGAUCAUCUCUAAUAUCAGAGAUUCUGUUAUCAACUUGAGUGAGUCUGUGGAGGAUGGUCCAAAAGGUUCACAAGGCAAUGCUAGCCAAGGUGUAGCACACACCCGGUCUUCCCAGUUAACCCUGCAGGCUGACCCCAAAGACUGUUUGUUUGCCUCACAGAGUGGAAGUCAGCAUCCAGAUGUGCAGAUGUUGGAUGUUUAUGAUCUAAUUCCUUUUGAUAAUCCAGAUGGGGGAGUUUGGAAACAAGGAUUUGACAUUAAUUAUGAAGCUGAUGAGUGGGACAGUGAACCCCUUCAAGUAUUUGUGGUGCCUCAUUCCCAUAAUGAUGCAGGUUGGUUGAAGACUUUCAAUGACUACUUUAAAGACAAGACUCAAUAUAUUUUUAAUAACAUGGUCCUAAAGCUGAAAGAAGACUCCAGCAUGAAAUUUAUGUGGUCUGAAAUCUCUUUCCUCUCAAAGUGGUGGGAUAUUAUAGAUAUUCCGAAGAAGGAGACUGUUAAAAGUUUACUGCAAAGUGGUCAGCUUGAAAUUGUGACUGGAGGCUGGGUUAUGCCUGAUGAAGCUACUCCACAUUAUUUUGCCUUAAUUGACCAACUUAUUGAAGGACAUCAGUGGCUGGAAAAACAUCUAGGAGUGAAACCUCGUUCGGGUUGGUCCAUUGAUCCUUUUGGACAUUCUCCAACAAUGGCUUAUCUUCUAAAUCGUGCUGGAUUUUCACACAUGCUCAUCCAGAGAGUUCAUUAUUCAGUUAAAAAACACUUCUCUUUGCAUAAAACAUUGGAGUUUUUUUGGAGACAGAAUUGGGAUUGGGGAUCUGACACAGAUAUUUUGUGCCACAUGAUGCCCUUCUACAGCUAUGAUAUCCCUCACACCUGUGGACCUGAUCCUAAAAUAUGCUGCCAGUUUGAUUUUAAACGGCUUAUUGGAGGCAGAUUCAGUUGUCCCUGGGGAGUCCCCCCAGAAGCAGUAUCUCCUGGAAAUGUCCAAAACAGAGCUCAAAUGCUACUGGAUCAGUACCGGAAGAAGUCAAAACUUUUCCGUACUAAAGUUCUUCUGGCCCCACUAGGAGACGAUUUCCGGUUCAGUGAAUACACAGAAUGGGACUUGCAGUGCAAGAACUAUGAACAGCUGUUUAAUUACCUGAAUUCUCAACCUCAUCUUAAAGUAAAGAUCCAGUUUGGAACUUUAUCAGAUUAUUUUGAUGCAUUGGAUAAAGCAACUGAGAAGAAUGACCAGCCCCUGUUCCCUGUUUUAAGUGGAGACUUUUUCACUUACUCUGACCGUGACGAUCAUUACUGGAGCGGCUACUUCACAUCUAGACCUUUCUACAAGCGAAUGGAUAGGAUCAUGGAGUCUCGUUUAAGGGCUGCUGAAAUUCUUUACUAUUUCGCCCUGAAACAAGCUCAGAAAUACAAGAUAAGUCAGUUUCUCUCUUCACCGCAUUAUACGACGCUGACAGAGGCCAGAAGAAACUUAGGACUGUUUCAGCAUCAUGAUGCUAUCACGGGAACCUCAAAAGACUGGGUAGUUGUGGAUUAUGGUACCAGAAUCUUCCAGUCACUAAAGUUUUUGGAUAGUAUAAUUGGAGAUGCUGCACUUCUUCUCAUUUUGAAGGACAAAAACAAUUAUCAGUCUUACUCUUCUGAAAGCUUCCUAGAGAUGGCUAUGAAGCAAAGCUCGCAAGAUUCUCUGCCCAAAAAAAAUGUCAUACAACUGAGUGCAAAAGAACCAAGGUACAUUGUGGUCUAUAAUCCUUUAGAACAAGAACGGAACUCAGUGAUCUCUAUCUGCGUGAGUUCCCCCACAGUGCAGGUGCUAUCUGAUUCAGGAAAACCUGUGGAGGUUCAAGUCAGUGCAGUCUGGAGCGAUGCAAGGACCAUUUCACAAACAGCCUAUGAGAUUUCUUUUCUAGCACAUACACUACCAUUGGGACUGAAAGUGUAUAAAAUUUUACAAUUAGAAAGUUCAAGCUCACAGUUGGCCAAUUAUGUCUUGUAUAAUGAUGGGAUAGCAGAAAAAGGAGUAUUCCACAUGGAGAGCAUGACAGAUGCAACGGAUGGUAUGGCUAUCGAGAACCCCUUCAUUGCACUUUGGUUUGAUGGAUCUGGGCUCAUGGAGAAAAUGAGAGCUAAAGAAGAUGGUAAACAUCAUGAAAUAAAGGUACAGUUUUCGUGGUACGGAACUACAAACAAAAGAGACAAAAGUGGGGCCUAUCUCUUCCUGCCUGAUGGGCAGGCCCAGCCAUAUGUUUCCCUAAAGCCGCCCUUUGUCAGAGUGACUCGUGGAAGGAUCUAUUCAGAAGUGACCUCCUUCUUUGAGCAUGUUAUUCAUACUGUCCGACUUUACAAUGUACAGGGAAUAGAAGGACAAUCUGUGGAAGUUUCUAAUGUUGUGGACAUUCGAAAUGUACAUAACCGUGAGAUUGUAAUGAGAAUUUCAUCUAAAAUAAGCAACCAAAAUAGAUUUUACACUGACUUAAAUGGAUACCAGAUUCAGCCUAGAAGGACCAUGAGCAAAUUGCCUAUUCAAGCCAAUGUCUAUCCAAUGACCACGAUGACAUACAUCCAGGAUGCUGCGCAUCGGCUGACACUGCUCUCUGCUCAGUCUUCAGGUGUUUCCAGUAUGACUUCUGGUCAAAUUGAAGUCUUCUUGGAUCGAAGGCUUAUGCAAGAUGACAACCGUGGCCUUGGGCAAGGCGUACAUGAUAAUAAGAUUACAGCCAGUUUGUUUCGAAUACUACUGGAAAAAAGAAGUGGCGUGAACAUGGAAGAAGACAAGAGUCCAGUCAGUUACCCUUCCCUCCUCAGCCACAUGACUUCUUCCUUCUUGAAUCAUCCAGUCCUUCCAAUGAUAGUAAAAGUAAAGAUCCCACCCACCUCUGUGCUGCUCAAUGAAUUCCCUCCACUGCUGUCAUCUUUACCCUGCGACAUCCACCUGGUUAAUUUAAGGACAAUUCAGUCAAAGGUGGGCAGUGGUUAUUCCGAUGAGGCAGCCUUGAUCCUCCACAGAAAAGGAUUUGACUGCCAGUUCUCCAGUCGAGGCAUGGGGCUGCACUGCUCUACUUCUCAGGGAAAGAUGCCAGUACAGAAACUUUUUGGCAAGUUUGCUGUGGAAAGUCUCAUUCCUUCAUCGUUAUCCUUGAUGCAUUCACCUCCAGAUGCCCAAAAUAUAAGUGAAAUCAGCUUGAGUCCUAUGGAAAUCAGCACAUUUCGAAUCCGAUUGAGGUGAACCUGACCUUCAGAUUUGAAUUGAGAAGCAUUGGCUUUUUACCUUUCUUGAUUUAAAGUGCAAUAAUGAAGCACAUUGUUUUAGCUUCUGGCUACUGUGAGAACAUGAAUUCUGUGAUUUUUUUUAUUAUUAUUAUUACCAGUAUAAUAAGAAAAGAAAAAGAAAAAGCCAUGCUAUCAACCAGAUUUCUUUUCAAAGUUUGUCCCACAAACAAUGACUGUCAGUGUGAAUUGAUGCAACAAAUGAAGAACUAUUGAAAGACAAUCCCUCAACAGACUGUAUCUCAGGUUAAAUGCUAACUAAUUAUGUUUGCGUUGGGGGUUGUGAAGAGAUUCUUAAUAUUCACAUCGCUGAUCCUUCAUUAAUUUUAUAAAAAUACCUAUUUGACCAAAAUGGGGUUGAGGGGGGGCCGAAGUUGGUGGGUAAUAGCUUAGUGGCCAAAAUGGUUGUAAUCAUUGAUCAUUGAUAGAAAUUUUUAAAUUUUCGUGUGUUGAAGUAUGUGGAAAAGUGCAAUCCCUCAACCUUUAUGAUAAAUGUAAUUGAUUUUCAUGCCUUUUCCUAAUGAACCUCUUGACUGUCCCUUUCCUAUCCAUAUAUUUCCAAAAAUAACUGAUUUUUGAAUCAUUCGAUAGUAGAGAGAGGCAUAUUUUCAUUACUUGACAAUGUGGGAUAGGUGCAAUUUAUUCCAUUGUCACUAAAAUAGAAGAAGCAAUUCCAUUGGUACCGUAAAUCUAUUUUAGGUACCACAAGGUGUCUUUAUACACAGCUCAUUUGAAUACAGGUGUUCUGAGGCGGGGUUUUCUAUUUUUAAAUUACCAUAUCAAAAUAAAUGUGCCUUAUUUUUUUAUAAGUCUUGUUAAAUCUUUUGGUGUCCAUAUUACUGUUCGGGAAAGGGGGGAUAUUGGGAGGCUGGGGCAAAAGGGUGGGUACUUUCUAUGACACAUAUAUUAUGUAAUUUUCGCCUGAUAAUGCUGGCCACAUUCUGAUCUGUUUCAUUAAAUUUGUGGUGGUGUUACUCUAAACAUUUUGACUAUUUGAAUGUACUGAGAUGUCAGAAAACAAAACAAGGAAGAAAAAUAUUGUUAAUUAAAAUAUGCUGCUGCCAAGGAAACUGCAACUUGAAGCAAGGAUUUUGUAAUACACAAGAUCCAGAUACUGUUUGCAUUUCACAGUAGUUAACCAUAUUGAAGAAAGAAUGCUUUAAAAUAGACUGUUUUGCAGUCCACCAUGUGUAGCUCAUCUUGAUGUAUCUUGCUAAAGAACAUGUCUGUUCAGUCAAUUCCAACCUUCUCUAUGUGCUAAACUCAAAGUGUUGUUCUAAGCCCAUGUGCCAUCAUAGAACUUUUUAAUAAAGUCUCUUUAGGAUCAUUAUUUCCUUAAUAUGAAAAUAACAAUCACAUUCAAUUUCAGCCUAGAAAGGAUGUUUUGGGUCUGUACAGUUUUGAAAAAUUAUUUUUGCUGUGCUAAUCUCAUUUAGUAUUGUCUGACUUUAAACUUGAGUUUACCUCCCACCAUUCUGAUACCCUUACAGAGAAAACAGUUUCUGUCUCAUGCAUUCUGAUUAUCUUCUGGAUUUUUCACUCAAGAUGCAGCUCCUAUGAUCAUCGUUACAUUAAAUUCAUAAACUCUUUGCCUUUAACCAUUAAAGAAACAAUACCAGUGUUGACAACAGUAUUUCAAGGGGGGUAAUUUCAUGCAAUAAACAUGUGAUGUCCAUUUCGUUGCUCAUUUCUGGGAAAAUAAGCAACUGAAACACAAUAAAAAACACUUCUUUCUGUGGGCAUCUACAGACUUUAGGAUUGCCGGAGCAGAUCCCAGGAAUUUGAUGAGCAUCCUCGUUGCAUCUUAAAUGUACACCUUCCUGUGGACAUUCACUGUGUUCUGUGGUUAAGUGGGUAUACUUAACCACUCUGGAAAUUCUGAUCAGAUGAGUGAAAACUGAUGCAAUAACCAUGGCUUUGCCGCUGGGUGUUUGAGGUAGACCUGCCCCUUGUUUGUCAGGGUUUGACCUAGUGUGUGCUGUUACCACCAGCUGCUCACAGGUGAAGCAGAAAUUCUCUUUAACCAGCAAGUUUCUGCUUUUUAAAGUUAUUUUCAGAGUACAGUAUUAGGGAAGUGAAGAGAAGAUACCCUGUUUUUAAAGCUUUGGGCGAUGGUCAUAAACUGACUAAAUAAUUGUGUGUUUGGUCCACACUUCAGCCAUGAUCUCGGUGGUGUAUUUGUUUGGUUAGAUUUUAUUACAUUUGUUGUCACAGAUGUUCAAUGGACCAGGUAGUUCCAUCACUGCCCUCUCCCCACUUUGAGAUUUUAAUUUGGUUUUACAAGUGUAUUGUUCAAAACUCAGCAUCCUUGUUUUCUACAAAUAUUGAUUAAAAUGCUGUAAGAUGUUGUAAAGCAUUGUAACUACCAUGCCCUGUCUUUGUUGUGCUUGUGCUGAAGUGUCUUCACAUUCCUUUGUCUAGAAGAAAAUGUUUACUUUCAUUCUGAUUAUUUUGCUCACCUUGGAAUCAACAGGUUUUGAUAUUUUUCUCUUGGAAGAUUUUUAUAUCUUUUUAGGAAUAUGUAAUAUAAGAUCUCUAAUAAACAAUAAUCUUAUCCUGUG